GAAUGAUGAUGAUAAUGAUGAUGACGACAGUGACGUCAAACAAGUUAGUGAUAUACUAACUAAACUUCUUAUAGAGAAAUUCACACAGUUAUUAGGUGCUCUGAAUAUAAUAACAAACCCAAAAGAUUUAGAGACAAAGUUAAAGUCUAACUCACUACUAAUGUCUGAUGUUGAAAGAGUAGUCCUAUGGUAACUCCAUACAUUCCAUUCAUUGUCUUGCUAAGUGGUGGUAUUACAACAAUGACAGAGGUUUGGUCUCAUGGAAAGAGAGAGAAUACCACAUCUAUAGUAAAAGCAGACCUUAAACAAUCCUUAAACAAACCUUAACAAACCUUGAACAGACCUUAACAAACCUUGAACAGACCUUAACAAACCUUGAACAGACCGUGAAUAAACCUUAAACAAACCAUAACAAACCUUAACAAACCUUAAGAAACCUUGAACAGACCUUGAACAAAUCUUAAAUAAACUUUAAACAGCCUUUAAGCAGACUUUAAACAAACCUAAACAAAACUAAAGCAAACCUUAAACAAAAGUAAAGCAAACCUUAAAGAAACCUUAAACAAAAGUAAAGCAAACCUUAAAGAAUCCUUAAACAAAAGUAAAAGCAAACCUUAAACAAGUCUGAGCGUGAGUUGGGGGAACUUUUUUUCUUUGUGACGUUAUCAGAAUGGAAUAUGGGAGAUCGGUAAUAGUGGAGUUUUUUGCUAAAAUUUGGGAGGUGGUGGUGAAUGAAAUAAAAUGAAGAAUGAAAUAAAAUUAUUUAAAAACCAAAGUGAGCUGAAACCCGGCUUUCUCUACUACUCAAGGAACUGGAUGUUUUGAAAGUCCAGCUGGACAACUUGGAAAAUGAUCAACAAAAGCAAGUGGAAGCACUCGAGUCAAAGAUGGAAGAAACUGAAUUAAAGGCAAGUCAGGUGAAAACCGCAACUGUAAGUAAACCAAUUGCAAAUGACUUAAGCAAGUAUUACGUAGAGAAUAUAUAGAUAGUAUAUCAAUAUUAAAUUCAUAUUAAUCUGACACUGCAGAGAACAACGAAAAAUUCAUUAUCUUUAAACUAGAGUUUUUCACCUCUGCCGAAUUAAAUGUCGGGUGUCGACAUCUUGUUGCAAAGUCUAUGAUUUAGCUACGUUUGGAAACUUCAUUGAAAAGGUAUAUCAGUGUUAAAUUCAUAUUAAUCUGACACUGCAGAGAACAACGAAAAAUUCAUUCUCUCAAGCGGGAUUUGAACUCGCAUCUUUGGGUUUCUAGACCUUUUUUUACCAAUUUAGCUAUCGUGUCAAUGGGCAUUGCUAGUAAGCAUUAUCUAAUUUAAAUAAAUGCACGAAAUAUUUUCGGAUGAAAAUGAAUGCCGUUCAUUCAUAGGGGGAGAUAAGAGAACAAUUGGUCAAGGUUAAUACCGAGAUUGAUUGUCCUAAGGAACAGAAGACAGUGAACAAGGAACUGGAAGUUUUGAAAGUCCAGCUGGACAACUUGGAAAAUGAUCAACAAAAGCAAGUGGAAGCACUCGAGUCAAAGAUGGAAGAAACUGAAUUAAACGCAAGUCAAGUGACAACCGCAACUGCAAGUAAACCAAUUUGCAAAUGA
Molecule: messenger RNA, 1587 nt
Organism: Paramuricea clavata
Lineage: Eukaryota; Metazoa; Cnidaria; Anthozoa; Malacalcyonacea; Plexauridae
Source: the annotation of a GenBank genome assembly